This is a messenger RNA of Branchiostoma floridae (Florida lancelet), 1138 nucleotides long. Its product is annotated as sterol 24-C-methyltransferase-like. Bases 224 to 1111 code for a protein of 295 amino acids. The record is from RefSeq and is a predicted model, not a curated record. Lineage: Eukaryota; Metazoa; Chordata; Leptocardii; Amphioxiformes; Branchiostomatidae. The transcript has 3 exons.
UAGCCGCUUCCUAAGGUACUGCAGCAAAACUUCCUUUUUUGAUAACUCUUGUUCUGGAGAUGUUGUGGUUGUCAAGAAAAUGAAGGCCAAGUUCGAUAAUGGGCCCCUAGUGGCGUCCCAAGCCUAAGGUACUGCAGCAAAUCUUCAAUUUUUGAUACCUUUUUUUCUGUACAUGCUGUGGUUGUGAUAUUUUGACAGGUACGUCCGUGAGUGGCUGGCCAUCAUGGUGACGGCCCGGAUCGUGGAGUACGACAGGCGGCAGCGGACCUACUUCCUCCCGCCGCACCGCCGGGCGGUUCUGCAGCUGCACGCCGGGAAGAACGUGGCCCAUAUGCCGGAGUUCCUGCGGCUGCUGGCCGGGGUAGCCACGGAUGUGGCCGACUGCUUCAAGCUGGACGGACCUGAGGGCGUGCCAUAUUCGGCGUAUCAUGGGUUGCAAGCUUGGCUGGCAAACAUGAGGAAACAAGAGAUGGAAAAUAACCUGGUGGACUACUUUGUACCGACGAUUCCGGGACUGAAGGAACGUUUGGGUGAGAAACACAACUUAGAGUCUGGUAUCAGGGUCCAUGACGCAGGGUGCGGCAGGGGAAUCCCGACCCUCAUCCUAGCGCAGCACUUCCCUAACAGUACGUUCGUCGCCACCGACCUCGAUUCUGAACCCGUCCAAUGGGCGGCCGCGGAGAGUAACCGGCUGGGAUUGGUCAACACUACGUUCCAGGUGCAGGAUCUGGUCAAGCUGCCCGCUGAUUGGUCAGAUUCGUUUGACUACGUGCUCGCCUGGGAUGCGAUACACGACCAGGCAGAUCCGGAGGGCGUGCUCCGAGAAAUCUACCGCACGCUCAAGCCCAAGGGUCUGUUCUCCAUGGUCGACAUGAGAGGCCACACGGAGUUAGCGGAAAACCUGGACAACCCAGCGGCCCCGAUGCUGUACGGCGCCAGCUUGCUUCACUGCAUGCCCGUGUCGCUGUACUUCGGGGGGAGGGGCCUGGGGAACAUGUGGGGGCAGGAACUGGCGGUAUCCAUGCUGCAGGAGGCCCGGUUCACUAACAUCCUGGUCCUGGAUGUGCCCAACAUUCAUGCCAAUCUUCACUUCCUGUGUCAGAAGCCAUAAAUCGUGAGAUCGCGUGGCGCAGCGGCU